AUGAAAUUCUCAAUUCAAGCCAACCUCUCUUUCUUGGUACUCCUUUGUGUUAUAAACUUGCAAUCUCCAUGGACACAAACCACUACCCAUCUUUUACUCAUUUCCCUAGUUUCCCUCUUACCUUUUGUCCUAAGGUACUGGUUGGUCCCGGGAGGCUUUGCAUGGAGAAACUACUACGACCCAACAAAACUCCACGGUCCUUCCGGUUGGCCGGUUCUCGGCACCUUGCCCGAGAUGGGUUCACUCGCCCAUCGAAAACUGGCCAACACGGCUGUCCGAAUGGGUGCCACUCGGCUCAUGGCGUUUAGCCUAGGCACCGUGCCUGUCGUCAUCAGUAGCCACCCUGACACUGCUAAACAGAUUCUGAGUGGGCCGGCCUUUUCAGACCGGCCCGUUAAGAUCUCAGCACGUGUGUUGAUGUUCGAGCGUGCCAUUGGGUUCGCUCCCUCGGGCGGGACCUACUGGCGGCACCUGCGCAGGAUCGCCGCCCUCCACAUGUUCUCCCCCAGGAAGUUGUCCGAGCUGGAGCCACUCCGCCAGAGGAUCGCCGAUGAAAUGAUUGUGGGGAUCGAGGCACGACGAGGUGGAGCCGUCGUUUUGAGGGAGGUUUUGCAAAAGGGUUCUUUGGAUAAUGUGUUGGAGAGUGUGUUUGGGAAUGUUGAGGGAGUUUUGGAGCCGAGGGAGGAGUUAGGGUCGAUGGUGAAAGAAGGGUUUGAGUUGAUUGAGAAAUUUAACAUGGAAGAUUACUUUCCGGCGGUUAAAUUUUUGGACUUUUUUGGAGUGAAACGACGGUGUUUUAAGCUAACAGAGAAGGUUAACAUUGUCUUGGGUCGAAUCAUCAGGGAAAGGAGGAAGAUAGCGGUUGGACCUGAGUCAACCAUCAAGGAAAACCAUCGUGACUUCCUCAGUGCUUUGCUCUCUUUGCCUGAGCACGAGCAGCUUAGGGAGUCGGAUAUGGUGCCAAUUUUGUGGGAAAUGGUGUUUCGGGGGACAGACACUGUGGCAAUACUUCUUGAGUGGAUCAUGGCUAGAAUGGUGUUGCACCCAGAAAUCCAAGCCAAAGCCCAGCAAGAGCUCGACGCUAAAGUCGGCCGAGGAAGGCAAGUUCAGGAUUCCGACAUCCUGAACCUUCCUUACCUCCAAGCAAUCGUCAAGGAGGUCCUGCGACUCCAUCCUCCGGGCCCACUCCUAUCGUGGGCUCGCCUCGCGAUUCAUGAUGUUCACGUGGACAAGACCUUCAUCCCAGCUGGCACUACCGCCAUGGUCAACAUGUGGGCCAUAACUCACGACCCUACCUUGUGGGCGGACCCAUGGGAAUUCAAACCAGAACGGUUCAUCGAGCUGGAUGUAUCCAUAAUGGGCUCCGACCUGAGGCUCGCCCCGUUCGGAUCCGGCCGGAGGGUCUGCCCUGGAAAAGCGCUAGGUCUGACCACAGUUCAGCUAUGGCUCGCCCGAUUUCUGCAUCAAUUCGAGUGGCUACCUACCGACCAAUCUGUGAACCUAUCUGAACGUCUAAAGCUGUCAAUGGAGAUGAAACGACCGUUAAUUUGUUACGUCGCAGAGCGAGCGAACUUGCCAACGCCAUAAGUGAAACGACAUUGGUCAUUAUUCGUAUGGACGUUGUGUUAAUAAGUGGAUUGGUAUUUUUACUACUAUUAAUUAGUGUUGUGAUUGUAAAUUUUUCCCGAGUGCUAGUAUUCGGUUGAUUGUAAUAUUGUCUAAUGGACUAUGGUCCAUGGUUGGUGUAAUUAUGGGGACCAAAAAAGUUGUUGCUGGUCGUGUGCUCUUACAAUUAGUUUUUAUGGAUGAUUCCAUCAAAACGUCAUAAAUCAUAUCAUUAUUAUCGUUGUUGGUUUA
Molecule: messenger RNA, 1857 nt
Organism: Linum tenue
Lineage: Eukaryota; Viridiplantae; Streptophyta; Magnoliopsida; Malpighiales; Linaceae
Source: the annotation of a GenBank genome assembly